AGAACACCGCCUUUGCUGGAGAUCACCAACAACAAUACCCGAGUGCACACUAGUCGGCAUCAAGAACGUCAACAAUGCUGCCAAUCGAGGUCUUCCUCCUAGUAGCCAGCUCGGGUGCCCUGGCACUCAAUGAUAAACCCCAAGAUCACGCGCAUCAAGAUGUCCUCGCGGACAGCAGGCGAGGCCCAGAGCCUGUGUAUACCUACCGAUGCUUCAAAGAGAACAUUGAAAGCUAUCCACCACCUAAGCUCUGGCUGUCCUUUUCAGAGCUGUGGAAUAUCAACCGCGAACGAAUCCUAACAAGCAACGGCGGCAACACAUAUCUUCAACACCACAUACAACAAGCCAUUCUCAAAGUGUCGACAGAAUCUAACAUCGAUGCGCGCCUGAUCCUAGGAUUGGUCAUGGGCGAGUCUCGAGGCAAAGCGUCAUCACCAUGUGUUGGUGGCAAUGUGUCCAGAUGCGGAAUGUUGCACGCACUAAAUGGGUCGUCACUGGAUGAAUCGGAGAGCAGCCAUUCGGUGGAAAGGAUGGUCAGAGAAGGUAUCUCUGGCUCUCCGGAGCAUGGUCUAGGCUACGCUCAGCUUGUGCAAGGCAAGCCUCCGGUAGCAAAUGUUACUCCAGGGUGUCCUUUCUCGGCAGCCCGGGCGUAUCAUUCAGGCGCCGUGCGCGAAGAUGCGAAUGAAUUGGAGCGAGAUGGUCAUGAUGUAGAAGAUGCUGGAUUUGUGAAUGAUUUUGCGAAUCGUUUACUCGGCUGGGAUGGGCGCGGAGAGGGUUUUAAAGAGUGUUGAACGGGGUCUUCCAUGGCCGCGCGUGAUAUUUGUAUGCAGCAAAGAUACCCAUUUGCCAAGCG
This is a messenger RNA of Pseudocercospora fijiensis CIRAD86, 853 nucleotides long. RefSeq lists its product as uncharacterized. The transcript has a single exon. The coding region runs from base 75 to 791 and encodes 238 amino acids. The record is from RefSeq and is a predicted model, not a curated record. NCBI's taxonomy places the organism in Eukaryota, Fungi, Ascomycota, Dothideomycetes, Mycosphaerellales, Mycosphaerellaceae.